This is a messenger RNA of Yamadazyma tenuis ATCC 10573, 3185 nucleotides long. NCBI's taxonomy places the organism in Eukaryota, Fungi, Ascomycota, Pichiomycetes, Serinales, Debaryomycetaceae. The record is from RefSeq and is a predicted model, not a curated record.
AUGGAACUAGGGGUGGUUUUGUGAGAAGUGUUAGUAACCGCGACGGCGAGGAGAUUGGUGGUGCGCGGGCGGUGGGUGGCGGUGCAGUCGGUCCAAGCGACAGGGGACACAAUGCUAUGGGGAAAUUAUUGCUUUUGCCUAUGAAAAUGUUCUUGUUACCGGUGGUAACAUGUUCAAAGGGAAGAAAAGGCGUAAAUUAAGGCGAAAUCUCGAGAAAUGUGACCACUAGCCUCCUUUUGACCAAUCUGCCACUAUCGCUAAUGGUGCUUGUGGGAGCUCUUAUUGGGUCGUGCAUCUCCCGUUUGCAACCUGCUACCGGCAUUUCAAUAUUCACCGGUAACGGGGCCAGGUCUCCAUAGAUGGCACAUAGAUCCUAAAAUAGGCUAGUAUAUGGAACACACCAAGGUCCUACGGCUUUAAGUUUCUUAUAACAAUUACUAACCCUACUCCCGACCGAUUAAAUUAGGAAAGGGAUACAUCAGCUUUGUAAAUGGACGAGUUCAAAUACCAACAGGGUGACUCUUAGCUUUGUGUUCGGUGAAUACUCUUUCACCAAUACCUUCCAUAAGUUAAUAGCCAACGCAUCUACUUUCUCGAUACGGCGGAAACGCUAAAUACCUGAUUCGGAAAUUCGCAGCAGAAGAUAAACCUCCAAAUACAUAAACCUACUUAGUUCUCACCAGAAACACUAUGUCGUUUCAACAUUUGAAAGUAACUCCUCACAGGCUUAUUAACACUAUUCAUCAAACGGCUCAGUGGGGUGCCAAAGGUAUAUGGGGCCCAGAACCCACUCAAACUGGUAUGUGCAGAUUGACCCUCAGUGAUGAUGAUAAGGAGGUCAGAGAUUGGUUUAUUAAAGAAGUCAACUCGUUGGGCUGCAAGGUUAAGAUAGACCAGUUGGGGAACAUAUUUGCUAUUUAUUCUGGUCAAAAGGAUGGCCUUCCCACUGCUAUUGGUUCUCAUUUAGAUACUCAGCCAACUGGAGGAAGAUACGAUGGAAUACUUGGGGUAUUAUGUGGAUUGGAGGUAUUACGCACUAUCAAAGAUAAUGGGUUCACUCCCAAGUAUCCUAUUGCUGUAAUCAACUGGACUAACGAAGAAGGGGCCCGAUUUCCUGUGUCAUUGAUGUCUUCUUUGGUUUGGUCUGGUGCUCACGACCUUCAAGAAACCUACAACUUGAAGUCAAUUACCGACGAUGUGCCAGUGACGGUUCGAGAUGAGCUUGAGCGUAUUGGUUACAUUGGAGAUGUUCCUGUUGAUUACAAGCAAAACCCUAUAAAGUGCCAUUUCGAAAUUCACAUAGAACAAGGCCCGAUUCUCGAAGAGUCAAACAAAAAGAUCGGGAUCGUGGUAGGAGCUCAGGGCUAUGACUGGACCAAAGUACAUGUCAAGGGUAAGGCCACACAUACGGGAACAACACCUUUCUAUGCGCGUUCUGAUGCGUUGUUGGCAACUUCUCAGAUGAUUUGUAAAGGUAACGAGCUUGCAAAAAAGGCAGAAGGGCUAUUUUCAGUGGGUGUGUUGAACUUACUCCCCAAAGUGGUGAAUGUAAUCCCAGACUCCACCGAGUUUGUCAUGGAUUUGAGACACCCGAUUAAGGACUCGUUGCACAAAUUAAAAGAUGACUGUGUUGAAGAGUUCAAGAAAAUUGCCCACGAAGCUGGCAGAAAUGUAUCGGUAGAAUUCGAACAUGUCAUGCUUUCUGACCCGUUAGAGUUUCAUGCUGAUUGUGUUUCGUGUGUUCAGUCGGCUGCUGUCGAAUUAUAUGGAAAAGACAACGUAUUGGAGAUCGUGAGUGGUGCUGGUCACGAUAGCUGUGCCACCAGCGGCGUGGUCCCCACAUCAAUGAUUUUUAUUCCGUCUAAGGAUGGCGUCAGUCACAACCCUGAAGAGUAUUCGACACCCGAACAAGUAGCUGAGGGAUUUCAGGUUUUGUUGAAUGCGGUUUUGCGAUAUGAUUCUCUUAGGGUUGACUGAUUGGUCUAUUUGUUUACAGCCACAUUAACAUGAUAAUAUAUUGAAGCAGGUCGUAUGGUACAUGUACCUGUAUAUGUAGGAGAUGUGCUAUCUGCUUGUAUUGUUGUGUUUUCGGGAUUUUUCUUCUCCCUCUUGUAACCCGCGACUCUUUUGCAGCCAUUCACCAGGAUCACAAUAUUGACUGAUAUGUUCAGUACCUUCUUCUUUUGAUGUUGUGAAUCAUCACCCAGUACCAAGGAGGCAACAUGAUCCAACGCAUAACGGUUUUGGUCAUGUCUAUAUAGUUUAUCUGCUGUGCCUGUUGCACUCGUUUCACUGUACCAUGCCGUAAGCUAUACCGUUUAUUAUUCCUGUCAUCAUAGAUGGUAUCAAACAACACCGAAUGGACAAACCACAAGAAAUGUCCGAUCGAAAUACACACCAAUCCUCUCCAUAUGGCAAAGGUAGUUAACACGUUCCACAAACUUCCCAUCGUAAAUGACUCAGCAGACAACUGCUGAAGAAGUAUACUGAAUUCCUCCAGCAGCACCAAAGCGAAGACCAUGCUCAUCAACGGAAUAUAAAUGCCCCUGAUGACGAUGAUGCCAAAGAUCCCAACCUGGAGUUGCGGGUUUCGACGACAUAGAAUGUACGUGAGUAUUUCAUACAACAUGCCUCCCAUCAUAGGAGUCGGAUACCCCAAAACAUACAGGCCAUAUGUAGAUAAUCCAAUGACAGCCACCGCCAUUAGCACCAAAUAGUGGAAGUAAUCCAAAGGUUCGAGUCUGCGAGUGGCCCUCAUAAGCACCUGUUGCUGCUCUUCAUCAAAUACCGCAAUUGAGUCUGGAAAAGUGGCCCGGCUGAGAGAAAAACUCUCCUCUAGUAGUUUCAGCCACUGUACUGUAUUGUAAAUGCUGAAGAGAGUGUUCAUCAGAAGAGGACCAUAAUAGAAGAAUGAGGUGAUCACCCGCCAAGGUUGAGUGGAAAACGCUCGGCUGACCAGGAAUUCCAACCGGGCACCAGGGACCAACUUGAACUGUACCAUUGCGUGUGCCAACAUGAGUCCGCCUGCCCAGUACCGCGAUACUGGUGGCAAACCUUGCAUUAACACAUGUAGGUUUUCCAUACUUGUCAGUUUGGAAAUCAAUUGCCAGCGCGCGCACCAUCAGUUUCACCUGAUUCCUCCUACGCAACAUGGAGAAACUAAUCUACAGAGAUGACACGCCGUU